UUUCCGAUGCUCGCUGCGCCCCUCGCCGCCGCCCUCUUGCCGCCGCUUGCCCCUCGGAGCCGCCGCCUAAGUCGGGGAGGAGAGAAUGACCGAGGUGCUGUGGCCGGCGGUCCCCAAUGGGACGGACGCUGCCUUCCUGGCCGGCCCGGGCUCGCCCUGGGGGAACAGCACAGCGGCCUCCACCGCCGCCGCCGCCUCUCCGUUCAGAUGCGCGCUGACCAAGACAGGCUUCCAGUUCUACUACCUGCCAGCUGUCUACAUCUUGGUGUUCAUCGUCGGCUUCCUGGGCAACAGCGUGGCCAUCUGGAUGUUCGUCUUCCACAUGAAGCCGUGGAGCGGCAUCUCCGUGUACAUGUUCAACUUGGCCUUGGCGGACUUCUUGUACGUGCUGACUCUGCCGGCGCUCAUCUUCUACUACUUCAAUAAGACCGACUGGAUCUUCGGGGACGCCAUGUGCAAGCUGCAGAGGUUCAUCUUCCACGUGAACCUCUACGGCGGCGUCCUGUUCCUGACCUGCAUCAGCGCGCACCGGUACAGCGGCGUGGUGCACCCGCUCCAGUCCCUGGGCAGGCUGAAGAAGAAGAACGCGGUCUAUGUCAGCGUGCUGGUGUGGCUCGUCGUGGUGGUGGGCAUCUCCCCCAUCCUCUUCUACUCCGGCACCGGGAUCCGGAAAAACAAAACCGUCACCUGCUAUGACACCACCUCGGACGAGUACCUGCGAAGUUAUUUCGUCUACAGCAUGUGCACGACCGUGGCCAUGUUCUGUGUCCCUCUGGUGCUGAUCCUGGGCUGUUACGGAUUAAUUGUGAGAGCUCUGAUUUACAAAGACCUGGACAAUUCGCCUCUGAGGAGGAAAUCCAUUUACCUGGUGAUUAUUGUACUGACUGUCUUUGCUGUGUCUUACAUCCCUUUCCACGUGAUGAAAACAAUGAAUCUGAGGGCCCGGCUGGAUUUUCAGAGCCCAGAAAUGUGUGCUUUCAAUGACAGGGUUUAUGCCACUUAUCAGGUGACAAGAGGUCUAGCAAGUCUCAACAGCUGUGUGGACCCCAUUCUCUAUUUCUUGGCAGGGGAUACUUUCAGAAGGAGACUCUCCCGAGCCACCAGGAAAGCUUCCAGAAGAAGUGAGGCAAAUUUGCAGUCCAAGAGUGAAGACAUGACUCUCAAUAUUUUAUCCGAGUUCAAGCAGAAUGGAGAUACAAGCUUGUGAAGACGCAAGAGUCCCCAAACACCCAUUUUUGUAACGUGUUAUUUCUAGAAAACUGCUCACUCUGUGUUGGGUGCUAAAUGUUUGGUGGUGGAAUCCUGUAUCUAUUAUCUUACAGGUAAAAUGCCUUCAAAAUAAUCAAAGUGCAUGUACUUUCCUUUGUAAACACCAUGAACUCUGUUAGACUUCCUGUGACAAACAGCAUUUACUUGCACCACUGCCGUGCAGUGCGCUAGGAGUAUGUUUGUGUUCCAGUACAAAUGCUCACUUCCAUCUGUAAAAACAGUUUUAAAAAUCACAGAUAAAUUACAGACCAAAGUUGAAUAACUGUUAGCAAGUUGAGGAAUGUUGGGAAGGCGGGAUAGUGGCUGACAGUCACCCAUAAUGCAUAGCCUGCAAACAUAUUCUCGAAUGUAUGAGGCAACUGGGAGUGGGGAGACGACAUGUUUAGAAUAAGGACUUUAGUUUAAAUGCAUUAUGGUGUAAAGGCCCUUUUUUGGUUUUGUUUUGUUUUUCCUCCUUCCAAAUGCUGGAAAACAUUAAAUGCAAUAUAAAAAGAAGAAGGCAGAAUUUGUAUGGGUUGUGUUGGUAGAAUGAAAUGCUGUAAUGCUUUACUGGAUCUUACAUCCUCAUAUUUGAAGGAAAAAAAAACUCCACAAACAUAUGGGAAAGGGAAAUUUGAGGAAUUAAAUUUAAGUACUUGAAGUACCACAGCACUAAAAAGUAAGGUACAGAAACUACUAAUCAGACUGGUAAUAGUUUAAGAGAAGACCAGCAGACAGCGUUUUCUUUUAUAUUUUCCCUCUGCCAGGCAGUAAUGACAAAUCUGUAAAAUACUUCAAUAACUUUAAUAACGAUUUUCCGUGAAUAUUGAAUUGUGGCAUUUCUAGCCUUUGAAAUGGUCCAAUUCGAUAUAAUGCCAAAUAAUGAGGUGAGGUGACAAUUUCCAACACCAAAUAAAUAAAUCCAGUGUCAAAGGAAUUUUUAAUUGUGAAGGUACCCCCAACAAAGCCGACUGCAGUGUCUGCAACUGAUGGUGGGGUAACUUGUUUGAAAGCACUUUAUAGGUAGAGCAGUUUGGGGCUGUGUCUCAAGGUGAGAACCUUAGCGCCCUGUGGGACCUGGUGACAGGGAAGUCAGAGCUGGGCUUCAGUUCUCGCAGGGCCUCAGUGGACUGCAGAUUUGUGAGCCCUAAAGGUUCUUCCUAGACUUGCUCCAGCCACUGAGAUCAAUGAAGAAGAGCUGUUUAGCCAUCCUAAAGAGUGCUGCUUUUUCACAUGUUCAGUCUUAAAGCACAGAAUUAUAGAAACCAAAUCAAGAAGACACCUUCUAGAGGUCCUACCUACACCUCCUCAUUUUGAGAAAAGAGAAGGGUUAUUAGCUAGGUUCUCAUUUGGUUAGGGCCCUGCCGUGUUGUUUGUUGUGGAAUCCUAAAAGAAAAAGACUAAGAUAUGUCAUGGGUGUGUUACCCCUGUCAAAUAUCAUGUUCAGUGAGACACAAUUAGUAUCACUAAAUUGGCCAAAAUGGAAACGUCAAAGCCUGUAUCAUCCUUAAACUCGAAGGCUAAUGGUACACAUUUCUAUUAUGGCCCCUCACCAUUUACUUUAGUGUUCUUCCUUUUAGGUCUGAGGCCCAGCCUGGUUUACAGUAUGUGUUAAGUACAUUGUUUCAGCUUCCAGAGAACUUUCUUUGGGUCCAGCGUGGGGGUGAACAGUGACUAGAAAUGCCCUUUUACUUCUUGGCAUGCUUUUUUCAGAGUGUUUCUUCUUUAGCUUCAUACAUCACGUGGUAGACAAUGACGACAUGCAGAUGCCUGCCUAAUCGUGACAGGAAUGAGCUCUCCAACCCCUUCCAGGCACACAUUGGUCUCUGGGACGAGUUGCUAAUGAUGAAAACAUACAGCGGGUCAAGAUAAAGCGGUGAUCUAUUGGCUGAAGGUCUGGUUCAUGAUAUAUGAUAAGAACAGGUAUUUUAAGAGUAAAGGUAGAAAUCUACUGGCAUUUUGAUGAAAGAGUCAAAAUUACAGAACUUAUCAGCUAACUAAAUUUCACGCUACAAAACUGAAUGCCAAGCUCAGGGCGUUUUAUGGCUUAUCAGUUGGCAUCUUUGACUCUCUGAACAUCAAUGUUUGCACUUGCUUGCAAACAAUGUUUGCAGUGUUUGCACUUGUUUGCAUCAGUGUUUACACUGAAAUGCUAAAAACACAGACCAAGAAGAGAUACAGCAUGAGAGUAGGAUUUGGAGUUAAAAUGGUGACACUGCCACUUGGCCAGCUGUGGAACUCUUGACCCUGGCAAGACCACUCUCCGUGGAUUAAAAGGGUUGGAUGACAUCCGUCUGUUGGGGCCUUAGGGGAUGUGCUAAAGCCAGAGGUGCAUGAAGUCUGCUACUGUAUUUUCCAGGACUGUUCAGUUCCAGUCCUUGACUGAAAAUUCAUACAAAGUGCACCGACUGUGAUAUGACAUGACCCGUAGGUUUUCUCAGUCUCCUCAGGGCAGUGCACUACACUGCCUUUGGAUACACGAGAUGUCAGUGCUGACAGGGCUGUAGCAGCUUGUAGCAGCUGGAAUUGGACUGGUGACAGUAAAGAUUUGUAAUUAGUUAGAGAUAUAGUGAAGCUUUAACUUGGCUGGUCAAGUUGUAACUAUCGUAAGAGUAUUUAUUGAUGAAGCUCACAGCCCUUCCAUUGUACAGACUGAAGAACUUUCUUGAAAGUUCCAACAUACUGAGGUAAAUGAUAUUUAUUACAAUGUAUAAUAUUAAUAUGUCACACUGGUGUAUUUUACAUAAUAUAUGAUGCAUAAAAAAUGAGAGUUACUGUAUAUUAUGAUGCUUUCCAAAUAUCAGCAUCUUGAAAUGUUUAAGUCUUCAGAUUUCUUUUAUCUAAAAUACGAAAAUCUGUUUUGUGAUACAAGUGAUUCAUUUUCUCUACAAAUGCUUUUGCAUGUUUAUCUUUUUAUUUAGGGUUCUUUCUACAUAGACACAGUUUGGUGUCAAUCGAUAGUAAAUACAAAAUAUCUUAGCCAGACUGGGUCUGUAUUGUCUACAUUUUAUAUACUAUUGUAGAAAAGUUUAUAUUGUCUUUUUAAUACAUUUGGAAUUGUGUCCCCAAAUACAGUCAGAGCUUCCCAUUUCCAAAUGCAAAAGCCUUGUCCUAAAUUCAAAGGAGAUCUCUAACGUUUUAGAAGUCUGGUGAGAUGGGCAUUACAGAUACAACAUUAGAGUUUGAGGAAAUACUUUAGGGAGAUGGGGAGAGAAAGAGGCAGCUGGUGUAAUCAGUUACUGUGCUCAAUUCCGCUUCAAUUUUUAUUUUGUGUCUCUUCUCAAGGUGAAAUAGUAUAAUCUUAAUUUCUUUGAGAUGGAGUUUCUAAGUAACACACUACCAGCAAGUUCAACACUGCUAGUAAUUUUAUUGUUUUCUUUGUUCGUUUGAUAACUUUAAUUCCAAGUUUUACAGUAAUAACUGUAUAUUAUUUGGCUGCUGAAUCCUGUUAGUUUUUUAGUUCUGUUGUACAUUGUAUUAUACACAUCAUUACAAAUUCAUAUGAAGGGGAAUAUAUGAUACAUAUCAAAAUUGUGAAUUUGAAUUCUAGUAUGUUUUAGUGCUUUUGCCAAAAUGUUUAUUUUUAUACUAUCUGUAAUUUUAAUAUAGAUAAUUGAACUAGAUUUCUUUGUGAUUAAUAGUGCCAUUGAAUGAGCAGUAUGGAAACAGUGUUACUUGACAUUUUGAGCUUUCUCAGGUUUAUUGAAAUCAAUGGUAGCUUCUUAACAGAGUCCAGACUAAUUGUGCAUAAUUGUGUUUUUAAAGGAAUGUACAUUUCCUAUAAGUUUGCAUGCAGGAGUGUACAGCUUGGAAUGUGUGUGUGUGUGUGUGUGUGUGUGUGUGUGUGUGUGUCCAUGGCAUGGCAGCCAACUUCGUAUCUGCUGUUGGUAAUAACAGCAGAGCUUUGAUAUAAUCGUGGUCAUUAGAAUUGUAUCUACCAUAGACAGUUAAAACUGAAAAAGUCUCAAUAAAACUAUGAAAUGUGGUCUGAUGGCUUCUAUGUUAUUACAGUACUAAUACUUACAAGUUUCCCCAAGUUUUGACAUGUACCAUUAUACCGGCUGGCAAAUAUUGGCAAUACUAUUUACUAGUAUACUACUAACACUAGGAUACAUUGAAUCAGCGCAGGCAUCUCUUAACAUGUAGCCUGGACUGUAAGAAGUGAAGUGUUGAAGAAAGAAUCC
Molecule: messenger RNA, 5432 nt
Organism: Kogia breviceps (pygmy sperm whale)
Lineage: Eukaryota; Metazoa; Chordata; Mammalia; Artiodactyla; Physeteridae
Source: RefSeq, a predicted model, not a curated record